Molecule: messenger RNA, 399 nt
Organism: Ostertagia ostertagi
Lineage: Eukaryota; Metazoa; Nematoda; Chromadorea; Rhabditida; Trichostrongylidae
Source: the annotation of a GenBank genome assembly
AUGGCGCUCCCGACUCUCGAGCUUUGUUUAUUGCAGGAUUUCGUCAUCCAGUAUACUUCUGAAGAUCCGCCUACUGAUGAAACGGAAUGGAAAGAACUUCGCUACACUGAUCCAGAUGAUACUGAUAAUUACACAGUCGUACCAAUUGAUGGCGAGAACUUCAAUCCCGACACCAAGUACCACAUGCGGAUCAUUCCUCGAGGAGAAAUCGAUGGACCUACUAGUGACGUUACCACGUUCACAACUGGAGACGGAGUUAUUAUGCCAUCGCAACCAGAAUUCAACGUCGAUGCUCCCGACAACGUGAUUCGUGUCCCAGCUGGCACAGACUACAUAGUUACGUGCAGCUCUACCGGUUUCCCUCCGCCUGACAUUCGCUGGGUGGACAGCGAAGGAAAU